UCUUUAUAUGUAACAGGAAAGGGCUGUUCUUAGCCCAGACGCGGGGACCACUACAGCUCGGGAACAGCUGGGUAGAGGACACAGAAACUCUUCGUUACAUGAGAGAUGGAGAUGAUAUUUGGUAGAAAUAAAGAAGAACACCCAGAGCCCAUAAAAGCUGAGGUGCAAGGUCAGUUGCCCACUUGGUUGCAAGGGGUACUUCUCCGAAACGGCCCAGGGAUGCACACGAUAGGGGACACGAAGUAUAACCACUGGUUUGACGGCUUGGCUCUGCUGCAUAGCUUUACAUUUAAAAAUGGUGAAGUUUACUACAGAAGUAAGUAUCUCCGAAGUGACACGUACAACUGCAAUGUAGAAGCAAACCGAAUCGUGGUGUCUGAGUUUGGAACUAUGGCCUAUCCAGAUCCAUGCAAAAACAUAUUUUCCAAGGCAUUCUCAUACUUGUCUCACACCAUUCCUGAAUUCACAGACAACUGCCUCAUCAACAUUAUGAAAACUGGGGAUGAUUUUUACGCUACCAGUGAGACUAACUUCAUCAGGAAAAUUAACCCGCAGACUCUGGAGACGUUAGAGAAGGUUGACUACAGCAAAUAUGUAGCUGUGAAUGUGGCAACUUCUCACCCGCACUAUGACAGUGCUGGAAAUAUUCUCAACAUGGGUACUUCGAUAGUUGAUAAAGGGAAGACAAAAUACAUUCUAUUUAAGAUUCCUCCCUCUGUGCCAGAAAAAGAAAAGAAGAAAUCCUGUUUUAAACAUCUGGAAGUGGUAUGCUCCAUCCCUUCUCGCUCUCUGCUCCACCCAAGCUACUACCAUAGCUUUGGAGUCACAGAAAAUUACAUCAUCUUCGUAGAGCAGCCAUUCAAACUGGAUAUUGUCAAAAUGGCAACGGCUUACAUGCGAGGUGUGAACUGGGCUUCCUGCCUUGCCUAUCACAAGGAAGAUAAGACUUGGUUUCACUUUGUAGACAAGAAGACUAAAAAAGAAGUAUCCACCAAGUUUUAUACUGAUGCUAUGGUGCUUUUUCACCAUAUAAAUGCUUAUGAAGAGGAUGGCCACAUCGUUUUUGAUAUUAUUGCCUACACGGACAAUAGCUUGUAUGAUAUGUUCUAUUUAAAAAAACUGAAUAAAGACUUUGAAGAGAACAACAAACUUACCUCCAUACCGACCAGCAAACGAUUUGUUGUUCCCCUGCAGUAUGACAAGGAUGCCGAAGUAGGUUCCAACUUAGUCACGCUUCCGUCUGCUGCAAUGGCUGUGAAAGAGAAGGACGGCAGCAUCUACUGCCAGCCUGAAAUACUGUGCGAAGGGAUAGAACUGCCUCGCAUCAACUACGACUACAAUGGCAAGAAGUACAAGUACGUCUUUGCAGCAGAGGUCCAGUGGAGUCCAGUCCCUACGAAGACUGUAAAAUUUAAUAUCCAGACAAAGGAAAUGCUCCAGUGGAGAGAGGACCACUGCUGGCCAUCUGAGCCCAUUUUCGUUCCCAGCCCUGAUGCAAGAGAAGAGGAUGAUGGCGUUGUUCUUACUUGUGUGGUGAAGUCUGACCCAAAGGAAGCACCCUUCCUACUUGUCUUGGAUGCUAAAACAUUCAAAGAACUGGGCCGAGCCACAGUAGAUGUAGAAAUGCAUCUGGACCUGCAUGGAAUGUUUAUACCAGAGAAGGAUUUGAAGACACAGACUGAGUAA
Eurypyga helias (sunbittern) is the source of this 1686-nucleotide messenger RNA. RefSeq names its product beta-carotene oxygenase 1 (gene BCO1). NCBI's taxonomy places the organism in Eukaryota, Metazoa, Chordata, Aves, Eurypygiformes, Eurypygidae. Gene Ontology annotation, biological process: retinal metabolic process; carotene catabolic process. The transcript is spliced from 11 exons. The coding region runs from base 106 to 1686 and encodes 526 amino acids. Gene Ontology annotation, molecular function: carotenoid dioxygenase activity; beta-carotene 15,15'-dioxygenase activity. The record is from RefSeq and is a predicted model, not a curated record.